CUCUCCGCCAGGCUCUUCCAGCUUCAGGGCUGUCGCAAGUGAUGACCAUGCAUGGCCUGCAGGACGGCAAGCAAAUAAAAGUCGGCGUCCUCGGGGCGACGGGUACUGUGGGACAGCGCUUCAUUCUCCUCCUCGCAGAGCACCCGUUCUUCGUCAUUCACGCCCUCGGCGCAUCCUCGAGAUCUGCGGGGAAGCAAUAUGCGAAGGCGGCGACCUGGAAACAGGUUAAGCCCAUACCGUCCCAGGCUCGCGAGAUCGUCGUACAGGAGUGCAAGCCUGAGCACUUCUCCGAGUGCGCUAUCGUAUUCUCCGGCUUGGACGCGGAUGUCGCGGGGGAUAUCGAGGCAGCCUUUCGGGAAGCCGAGCUUGCCGUGUUCUCGAACGCGAAGAACUUUAGGAGGGAUCCCCAUGUCCCCCUCGUGGUCCCUCUCAUAAACACCUCCCAUCUUUCCAUCAUCUCCCAACAGCAGGCGCUUCACAGUCCUCCGCUCAAGAAGGGCUUCAUCGUUACAAAUGCCAAUUGUAGCACCACCGCUGUCGUCGUUCCCCUCGCCGCUCUCGAGCGGGCAUUUGGUCCUAUCGAAUCCUGCAUGAUCACCACCAUGCAAGCUAUCUCCGGCGCGGGAUACCCCGGUCUUCCGAGUAUGGACAUUCUUGAUAAUGUUGUCCCCUAUAUAUCUGGCGAGGAAGAGAAGAUUGAGUGGGAGACCCUCAAGAUCCUCGGUGGUAUAGCCGAAGAGGACGGCACGAAAUCGUUCGACAUGCACGCUCGUCAUCCCCUGCGCAUUUCCGCGUCCUGCAACCGUGUCCCGGUGAUCGAGGGCCACACUGAGUGCGUCUCUGUCCGCUUCACGCGGCGCCCACCGCCGAGCCCCCAGCAGGUGCGCGAGGCACUCCAGGCCUACACAUCCGAUGCCUACACGCUCGGCUGCCCGUCCGCUCCGCGCCAUGCAGUCUUUGUACAUGAGGAGCCUGAUAGGCCCCAGCCGCGCCUUGAUCGUGACUUCCAGCAGGGCGCAGGCGUGAGUGUGGGUCGCGUGCGCCAGUGCAGGGUGCUCGAUAUCAAGUUUGUCGUGAUGGGUAACAACGUGGCCAUCGGCGCCGCGACAAGCAGUAUUAUCAACGCCGAGUUUGCGGUUGUGAAGGGGUUGGUUCAGGCCUAGACAGGGACGGAUGAAAAGCGGCAGAUAUUGAGAAUACCUAACUGGUGUAAUGUACGAUCUGAUGGAUGACUGUAUUACUUCAAUGACAAACAAUGACAUUUCAGCAGGCGGGAAUCUCGUACGAACUUAACGUUAAUGUUGUAACGUGUGAAGGCGUUGCUCGUGGUACUGUGGUGUAGCGAGACGCACUCCAGUCUCCAGACCUCGUGUUCUCGAAACAGGGGUUCAGGGCAACGGAAGUUGAAGAUAUUUCGACCAUUAACGGCUCAAUACCGAUUUAGCCGUUUGACAAUCUACAACGAGGCUUGGACAUCCCAUUGGAGGCGAUUUGUGGCUAGAAUGGCGAACGCCACGCCAGAAAACCUCACACAGGGUGUUAUUCCUCGAUUCUACGCCGGAGAAACUGGUGCAAAACCAGCC
Phanerochaete carnosa HHB-10118-sp is the source of this 1583-nucleotide messenger RNA. RefSeq lists its product as uncharacterized. Gene Ontology annotation, biological process: L-threonine biosynthetic process. The transcript has 3 exons. Bases 48 to 1163 code for a protein of 371 amino acids. The record is from RefSeq and is a predicted model, not a curated record. Lineage: Eukaryota; Fungi; Basidiomycota; Agaricomycetes; Polyporales; Phanerochaetaceae. Gene Ontology annotation, molecular function: protein dimerization activity; aspartate-semialdehyde dehydrogenase (NADP+) activity; NAD binding.